AUGCCUACGAAAUGCAAGUUUGAGAAUAUAGUGGCGAGUGAAGAUGAGGUAUCUAAAUUGAGGCUUCCUGAACCUCGUGAUUACCAUUCUAAAAUUUUAAAAUUGGAGCCGAAAGGAUCAAACCAUAGCCUAGAUAUGUUGACCAGGGAGGUUAUAGAGUUGAGAAAAGAACUUGCAAAGGAGAAUGAAAAUCACAAAGCUCUUGAAGAGAAGAUAGACUUACAAUCUAUUCAAAUAAAAGAAUUUGUGAUGAAUUCCAAUAAACAAUUAUUGAAGGAUAUUUCUUUGUUGUUUGCUAAGAGAGAAAACAGUUCUUUUACUCAAAAAGCCAGGGAAUCAUCCAACAAAAAGGCUGGCGAGACAUUUUUUGGUGGAUUAGACUUCAAUGGAGCAUUUUCUCCUUGUGUUGAUGCAUCAAUACAUGUGUCAAGAGGGCAUGACACUCAAGUUGUAGAAUCUGCUCAGCAUGAAAAAUCUCAAGUGUGUAAAGCUAUCGUUAAAUUUGCUAUUGUUGGGAAUUCUGAAAGCAAAAUUGAUGAAGAUGUUGCAGGAAUUGCUAUUGAACAAGUUUUAUCUGAGGUUGUUGUUGAUAUAAAUGGAGAAGAGGCUGUUGAUCUUAAUUCAGUUGAGGCACAACCUAAUAGUAGUGCAGUUAACAAAGGUAAACUAGAUUGUGGUGCGUCUACUGAUGCCGAUGCGGCAAAGGGUUGUCAAAAAACUCCUCAAACGCUUGAUGACUUCAUGUUGUGUGCUGAAGAUCUUUCCCAGAUUUGUAAGGCAGAAGCAUCAUACCUAAGAAAGAAAGCCACUGUGGAGGAAAACAAAAAGAAAAAGGCAGCCACUAUUGAGGAAAACAAAAAGAAAAAGAAAGCAGAAAAAAUACCAGGAAAGUCAGUUAAAUCUCCUUAUAUACAACAUUUUGAAUCUGGAGGGACUUUAUGUGUAACACGUCAAAUAUUUGAGAUAAAACAUCCCUUUUCACUUGCAAUCGGAAUAGAUGAUGAAUCUGAUUUGAUAGAUUCAUUCACUGUGUGGCUUUAUACGGGUACAAAAAAGAGGGGAAAGAAACCGUAUCCAGAUGUUAUUAAUGUCCUCAAGCCAGCAUUUGAAUUAGGUGUUUGCAAUGUACAAGCAAAAGAAUGGUUUUUCAAAUUGGCACAUUCUGGUCAAGCAUGGAAUGAUGAGCAUCUUGACGUGAUUUUUUAUUAUAUUAGAAAGAAGAGGAAGUAUGAAACCAAUAAUAAUAUUCGAUUUACAACUACUGAUUGUCUAUUCAAGACAAAGAUUGCUCAAUCUUAUUUUCAACUUUAUGAAGCUCAUGAAAAUAAGAAGAAAUUUGGAAUCAAAACUUCAGACGCUAUUGCUGAGUAUAUAUGCGGACGCCAUUUGUUGGCAAGCACCCCAUGGGACAAAGUGGAUUAUGUUCUCUUUCCAGUAAAUAUUAAAGAGGGUUAUCAUUGGGUUUUUGUUGUGUUUGAUAUUGUUGAAAGGUGUUUGAAGGUGUAUGAUUCAUUUCCGGCUAGAGGGGGGGUGAAUUUUCUGACUCAAAACGCUGCUGGCAUGAUUUCAUCGGUUUUACCAUACUACUUGAGUGUGGUCAAGUUCUAUGAUAAGCGUCCUGAAUUGAAGAAAUCACCUAAAUACUAUCUUUUGGACUGUGGAGUUUUUGUGGCUGCAUUUGCGGAGUUAGUGAGCAAUGGCCAGGAUAUUGCAAAUCAACAACUAAGUGCAGACAGUCUCCGAAAGAGGUUUGGGGCUCUACUAUGGGAAUAUGUAGUGAAGAAGCAAAAGAGUAACCUUCAAAGUGAAGAUGAAAGACCACAUAAAUAA
This is a messenger RNA of Solanum dulcamara, 1830 nucleotides long. RefSeq lists its product as uncharacterized. Lineage: Eukaryota; Viridiplantae; Streptophyta; Magnoliopsida; Solanales; Solanaceae. The record is from RefSeq and is a predicted model, not a curated record. The transcript is spliced from 10 exons. Gene Ontology annotation, biological process: proteolysis. The coding region runs from base 1 to 1830 and encodes 609 amino acids. Gene Ontology annotation, molecular function: cysteine-type peptidase activity.